CACUCGUCGUAGGACUUGUGCUCCAGACCCUUCAUCAGCUCCGCUGCCCUGCUCUGGACUUGUUUUCACCACUUUAUGGCUGCAGAAGUCCUAAGUGACAACAAGCAAAGCCAAGAAUAAGAAUAUCCAGGCUUGAAUCCCGUCCCUAGCUGUAACUGCUAAACCAGAUUUCCUAAGCACUGAGCGAGGGUCCAGAGGAGAAUCACAUGAAACAACUCCAGCAGCAGCUGUUGAAAACCAAAAAUACGUAUGUCCGUCCUUUCCCGGCCUCGCUCGUGCCCCGUCUUCCUCACACUCCAGCCAAAACCCCGCGCCAGCGCCGCUCUCCCGGAGGCGGCACAAGAUGGACGCGGCAAGGCGAAGCCUCAGGGCUCUGCGGAAAGCGGGCGCGGGGAGCUGGAGGGAAUUGGAGAGAGCAGGAGCACGAGCAGCAGCACGCCGGGACCAGCGGGGGAAAACCCUGCGCGGGUGGGCGCGUCUGUCCCGGGGAAGACUCACGAUCAGCCGCCCCCAAGGCCGGGCAGGGCACGGUACCGUCCGGCCCGCAGCAACCCGGCCGCAGGGGCGGGACACUCCCGGCGCCGCCCGCCCGCCGCGGCCAUGGGAACGGCAGCCCUGCCGGACCCGCUCGGCGGGGACGGGCUCCUGGCGAGACCUCCGGCUGCUCCUUCGGUAUCGGGCCCGGCCGGCUCCGUGGCGCCCUGCCCGCGGCCCCGCCUCGCUGCAGCUCCAGGCGGCGGCAGCGGUGCGGCCAAGCCCGAGCCCUACGGCGGGCGCGGGGCCGGGGGUUGGGCGGGGCGCGGGGCGUGAGGCCUCCGCCUCUGCCGGGGCCUCCCCUGCACCAGGGCCCCGGGGCUGUCGCCGAGCCCGUCAAGAGGCCCUCUGUACACACAGUGAAGUGAGAAGGACCUUCCAAAGUCAAAUGUCCAUGCUCAGCUUGUUGAUGAUAAAGUGGUGAAGGCACUGAUAUUCUGAAGUAUGGCUACUGGACUGAUUCACUUCCCAGCCUGCAGCUUGUGUUCCAAGGGCAAAGAUCCAGUGCCUGCAUUUAUUGGUCGAAGAUGGAGGGCUCAGCAGCGCCUGGAGGCUCUUCAGCAGCUUGCUGUAGGUCAGUCUUCUCUUCAGAUACCUCAGAUUGUGUAUGAAGAUCCUGAAGUUGGUGGAAGGAAUCGCUACAAAUAUUUUGCACAACCUCUCAGCUCUUCUAAUAAGCUGCCUCCGGGAGCUGUUCUAGAAGAUGUUGCUUAUACAGAGACAGAGCCGGAUGUCCAGCCAGCUGCAGAAGAUAGCCAGAUCUUUGGCCUCAUGUUCCGAACUCUGGGGACACAGACAGAUUACAGGGAUGGUGAAGCACAGACAGAUCCCUAUUCCCCUGAAUAUAUAGUUCACAGUGGCUCAGUCCCUGAAAUUCUGACACUUGCUACACUCACUUGGGGUCGGGGGCUGCCAGCAGGACAAGCCGAGAUAGAGAUUAUUGACCGCAUCCGGGAAAAACGUGCUUGGGAAGCAGCUCUUCCACCCAUGGACAGUCCCUCAAACAUCGCAAAGAGGUUGAAGAUGAUGGAGGCUAUGGAAAGGAAGGAGUGGGCUUAUAGAGAAGAGGAAAUAGAUAAGUUGCAGAAGGUCCAACUGGAAGUCUUUAAGAAGCUGCUGCAGAGGCGAGAGGAGAAUCAAAAUGAGGUGGAUGCCAUGCGCUUGCACAACCAGUGGCAAAAUCAUCAGAAGGCUAAAGAGGAGAAAAUAAGAAAGAUUCAGCAUGACUGUGCAUUGAUGCUCAGGAAACUGAUAGCUAAGAGCAAGAAUUUGAUGGGAAAGCUGGAGAGACGAGAUAUCAUCAAAGAGUAUAAUGACUUUUCAUCACAAACAUAUGCUCCUUUGUCUCGAAUUGGUUUUUUUCCAGACAACAAUUCUGACUACUGUGCGGUAAAAAACUUCUAUCUUAACACCUUUGCAGGAUUGUGUGAACUGGACAAAUCUGUACCGGAUUCUGUCUCCCAGCUCAAGAUUAAAGCUCCAAAACCUAAAUGCACUAUCACUAAGACUGGCUAUAUUAAAAAGUCAGGAAGGCUAGAUGCAGUCCUGGCACAAGUUCACCAGGCACUACUGGAGAAGAAGAAUAAAGCCAAGGAGCCAAAGAAGCCUCCCCCUGUCUUCGAAAAAGUAGAAACCCCUGUUCCUAAGCCACCCACUCUAAUCCUGGAAAAACCAUCAACUGAGGAAGAGGAAAUAGACUUGGCAGUGAUCUGUCUGCAGAAGUUGCUCCGAGGCAGGGCUCUUCAGAACAUGAUGUUUGAAGGGAAGGAGAAGCGCCUGGAUCUGAUCCGGGAGCUGCGCACCACUCACGCGCUCCAGGAGGAUGGACAGCUGCUCUUGAAGGCAGAGAAGCAAAUGACACUGUCUUUACAGCGACAGCAGGACUCACAAAUGCGCCAGCUGUCAUCCCUGGAAAGAGACUUGGCCACGGUAGAAGGAAGGACACUGGCGAACAUGCUCGAUUUUCUGUCCAAAGAGCUGGUGAGGCUGCAAGAAGAACGGAAGAUCCAUGCCUUGGUCAUGCUGGCUGAGAGGCAGAGACGGAUGCGGGAGGCAGAGGAGAGUGGACGUCGUCAGCUGGAAGAGAGCCGGCGGGAGGAGGAAGAUGAGAUUUUCAGACAGGUGGUGAAUGUUCAGCACAGAACUAUUGACACCUACUUGGAAGAUAUUAUCCUGAGUAGCAUGGAGAGGACAGCUGAAGAGCAAGCCAGGGAAGAGGUUCAGAAAAGGGCUCUAGAAAUCAAUGACAUCGCUUACGAAAUGGAAAGUCGUCGAACUCGCCUACAGUCAGAAGAGAUUGUAGCAGAGCUGGUUUAUAAUUUCCUGAUCCCAGAAGCUGAGAAAAGCUCUAUGAGAGAAAGAGUGAGGCAGUCCCAAAGAAAACACCUCUACGCUGCUCAUCGGAUCAUCCACGGGGGCACAGAGAGGAUUCUGGCUGAUCUGGCUGGGACAGCCAACGCAGGUCCGAGCGGGACAGCUGCUGGACCAAGUGCAGCUGACAGCACUCACCCCGCCACAGUUGCACAUGAACUUGGACAAGGAUUCCACAAGGAUCCCACAGAGACAGAAGAUGAGUGAGGGCACCCUGAAUGGAAAACCUCUCUCCCUUGGGCUGUCCCUGCUGCUGCCUGCCAGCACUGUUGUCCUGGAACCAUUCUGCAUACAUUUUGGUGUGGCAGCUCUCUCCACUCCCUCCCCAACUUGCUUUGGACUUCAUUGGCUAAUUUUUCUCUUCUGAUUUAUUUAGAGAAGCUUGAGUGAGAAAGCAGUGUUAGCAUUCCUUGUUUGUUUUCCUGGCACAGACCAAUAAAAAUCUGCACCUGG
This is a messenger RNA of Corvus hawaiiensis (hawaiian crow), 3357 nucleotides long. It is a transcript of the gene CFAP91, whose product is annotated as cilia and flagella associated protein 91. NCBI's taxonomy places the organism in Eukaryota, Metazoa, Chordata, Aves, Passeriformes, Corvidae. The record is from RefSeq and is a predicted model, not a curated record. Bases 979 to 3111 code for a protein of 710 amino acids. The transcript is spliced from 18 exons.